AAAAUUAAAAAAUUCAUCAAUAUUUAAAUAAGAAAAGCAAGAGUGCAACCGCCUUCACAUGCUCCUCCACUUCACGGCGGUUCUUUUCCUUCUCUAUAACCGGAUCACCGCCGCAUUCCAUCGCAACGACGUCGUCUUUCCCCUACUUUGGGCUCUCGUCACCAUCGCAGAACUCAUCUUCACCUUCGUUUGGGUCCUAACCCAGUCGUUCCGAUGGCGGCCGGUAUCCCGCUCCGUCUCGCCGGAAAAUCUCCCCGGCGACGAGGAGCUCCCAGGCGUCAACGUGUUCAUCCCCACAGUGGAUCCGGCGAAAGAGCCGACGGUGGAGGUGAUGAACACCGUGUUGUCGUCUCUGGCUCUGGAGUAUCCAGCGGAGAAGGUGGGCAUCUACCUGUCGGACGACGGCGGGUCUCCGGUGACGCUUUAUGCAUUAAAAGAAACUUUUCUACAAUAUCAGAAAGAAUCCCGGUCUGCCUUCAAGACUAAGUGGCGUGGAAUGGAUGGGGUAAGAGGGCCGGUGUUGUCCGGAACUGGAUAUUUCUUGAGGAGGAAGACGUUGAAUGCAAAAAGCUCUUGGUCGAUCCCAAAAGUUCAUUGACUCGUUGAAUGCAAAAAAGGAGUAUC
Molecule: messenger RNA, 624 nt
Organism: Cucurbita pepo subsp. pepo (vegetable marrow)
Lineage: Eukaryota; Viridiplantae; Streptophyta; Magnoliopsida; Cucurbitales; Cucurbitaceae
Source: RefSeq, a predicted model, not a curated record